AUGUUUCAGAAGCAAGGUCGUUCUUCAAUCGACCACUCAUCUUCCGCAUCAUUUCAGGUUCUAUCGGAUCUUCACCUGGAGAUCAGUCAGCUAUACUCUUCUUACGAAAUCCCAGUUUGUGCUGACCACUUGAUCCUCGCGGGUGAUAUUGGGCGCUUAAUCGACUACGAAGGAUAUCGUGACUUCCUACAAAAACAGACCGACCAAUUCAAACCUGUGACUCUUGUCCUAGGAAACCAUGAGUUCUACGAAGGGACUCUAGAAGAAGGGUUGGAAAAGGCGAAACGACUGGAACAAGAACCUUGCUUAAAAGGGCGAUUGAUUCUUCUCCAUCAGAAACGAUACGAUUUACCAGACUCCCAAGUCACAAUUCUUGGCUGUACUCUUUGGUCGAACAUACCUGCUGAAGUGGCGGAUAUUGUUCAGUAUAAAAUUAGCGACUUUCAAAAAAAUCAAAGGCUGAGGAAAAUGGAAAGGCAGAAGAUAAGAAUCAAAAAACGAUCCAUUCUUGUUGUGACACACCAUGCUCCUUUAAUGCGAAAGACAUCGAGUCCGCAACAUGCUCACAACCCCUGGACUGCUGCCUUUGGCACUGAUAUCAUACCGCAAAUAUCACAUCUGAUUAGGACCUGGGUAUUUGGACACACCCACUUCACAACUGAUUUCAAGGAAGGGGGUGUGAGAGUUGUGAGCAACCAACGAGGCUAUGUACUUCCUUGGAGCGAUCCGAAGACGCAGGACAAAUUCGAUGUGAGGAAGGUCAUAAAUGUAUAA
Messenger RNA from Penicillium malachiteum, 774 nucleotides. RefSeq names its product calcineurin-like phosphoesterase. Gene Ontology annotation, molecular function: hydrolase activity. The coding region runs from base 1 to 774 and encodes 257 amino acids. The transcript has 2 exons. The record is from RefSeq and is a predicted model, not a curated record. Lineage: Eukaryota; Fungi; Ascomycota; Eurotiomycetes; Eurotiales; Aspergillaceae.